CUCGCGAGCCAGAAGAUCAACACACAACAACAACAACACCGACCGACCCCAACCCGCCGCUAACCCACCGCCCUGCGGCGGAAUGCACGACCGCAGCGCUUCGCCCCAGGUCACAAAAAGAACUCAAUACGAUAUAAAUACGCGUCCUCAUUCUCCUUUCCGCUCCUUCUCGUUCCACCGCGUGCGUUUUUAAUCUCCGCGUCUAUGAUCACCGUCUGCGCCCCCCGUUCGCGCUCUUGAAUGAAGGAUUAAGGCCUUGUCUGUAAGAGCAACACAAACAAAGAUGGAGAGUUUGUACAAGCGCAAGGUCUUCGCUUCGAUGCGUAAGACCAAGGCGGCAGAGUCCAAACGGAAACGGCAGAUCGGUCUUCCCGCCUCCAUCCUGGACGACAGCGACGAGGGCUCGUUCGGCAGCACGAGCAGCAGCAGCGGCAGCGGCGACAGCGGCAGCGGCGACAGCUGUAGCAGCGGCUCUGAGUAUCGCGGCAGCAGCGCGGCGGCAGAGAGCGGCGAGACGGGGGGGUCUUCGAGUGACGAUAGUCGCGCAGUCUCGCGUAAGCGUAAGCGCUCCUUUAUCGCCGAUAAAGACGACAGCUCUUCCAGCAGCGACACCGACGACCCAAAGGCCGAUGGCGAAUGCGACGUCAAGCGCAAAGUGCAGCCCAAGAAGCGCAUCCGCCUGCGCAGGCCCGAGUCCGACUCGGACGUGGACGCGGUAGCGGAGCGGGAACAGAGGCGGAAGCGUGCGGCGGAGAAGAAGGAGACCGCAGCCAAGCGCAAAGAGCGGCACGGAAAACUGCUCGCGCUCUCCAGACGCAUGAAGUCACGCACGCGGGACGCCCGUCGCCGAGGCAAGGAGGGGGAGGAUGGAUCAAGUGACGAAGAUGAGGAUGAGGAUGAGGAGACAACAAAGGUGGUCGCUACCGGCAACGGCAGUGCAUAGUUACCCCGACCCCAGCAGAGGAAGAUGAAGAGGCUUUUACUUUUGUUUUCAGUGUUUCUGACUUCCUGUUGGACGGACAUUAGAUAAGAUCUAACCAGAUCAGACAGGACUUUAUGGCAGACAAUUUCAGAGAGAACAGGAAAAGAAAGAAAGCAAAAAAAAAAAAAAGAUAGGACUUGUUUUCAUUACUGUUACAACCAGAUGACGUGAUUUUGUGACAUCAUACAAUGACGUCAAAGCUUGGUUAUAUUUCUCAAUGUUUAUUUGAUCGUCAGUCCAUCCAUCGCUUUGCUUUCUAACUUGUCAUGAAAACAUACAUUUAAAAAAGAAAAACUAAAAUAAUGAAGAAUCUUUUAAUUGGAGGUGAAAAGCAUGGUUGAGUGAUGCAGGGCUGUUGGUGUCCGUGGUUGCAGUGAGUUCUUUUUUGAGGCCGUGCGUUUUCCUAUUGGCUAUUGACCCUUUUACGUCUGGAAAAAGCUCACACCUGGACAAUGACAUCAGUGUUUUGACUCCUCCUGACCCUGCGCCCUUUUUAACACCAUUUUGACAGUUUGUUUCCUGAAGGGAAUCUUGUACAUGUGACCAUUUUGGACAGCUGUAAAUAAAUGAGAACAAUCAAUAUAUAUUGUAUUGCAUACGUCUUUUGGUUUUGCUAUUGUUAAUCCGCUUUAACCUUUGUUUAUAUACAUCACCUUGUCACAAGACAAACUUGUACAGGUGGCAGAGUUUCAGUAACUGUUUUUGGCGCUCUCUUUGUUCAUUUUAACGCUAGUCAUUUUGUGCUGCAUUAUAACUGAAUACAAGCGACCACCCCUUUGGACAAUUGUACAACAAUAAAACUAAAUUGAAACAUCA
Gadus macrocephalus (Pacific cod) is the source of this 1798-nucleotide messenger RNA. RefSeq names its product coiled-coil domain containing 82 (gene ccdc82). Lineage: Eukaryota; Metazoa; Chordata; Actinopteri; Gadiformes; Gadidae. Bases 284 to 943 code for a protein of 219 amino acids. The transcript has 2 exons. The record is from RefSeq and is a predicted model, not a curated record.